CACGACCCCACCUCUUGUCCCCUCCGUACGUUCCUGGCCGUUGCUUCCCUUUUGUCGUUAUGCGCCCUGCUUCAGACCCGGUUCCACCACCUAGGUCAUGGCCUUUAGCCCUUUCUCGGAUCAGGCCCACACUCCUGGCCCAAAUCUCAUUCCUGGUUCCUUACUUGGGCCACUCACUAUAUGCCCCCCAACAAUUAUUUAUAAUUCAUGGUUUGAACAAUCUAACAUUAACUGAUUAUAUGUUUUUUAAAUGAAAUAAACAAUGUCUUAUAAGAAAAAAAUGGUUGGGAUGUUAAGAGGGUAAAAUACAUUGGGUGCCACUUAAGUUUGAGAAUUGGGGUAGAAAUAUCACUUAAAUUUGAAUAAGGCGUUGGGUACCACUGAACUCUAUUAUAUGUGCACUCGAUACCAAUUAAAUUUACUGCUAAGUGCAUUCCGUUAAAGUUGACAGAAUAUUCUUUGAAUAUUCCAUUUUCUAAAUUGCAUAAUCGGUCCUUCUACUUUUCUUAAUGUAAAAAAACCAUUUGAACUUAUGAAAAACAUAUUUUUUAUUGUUUAGUUAGAAUCCUCUUUUGAAUACUUGAUACAAAACCAAUUUUUGAAUAGAAAAUUUAAAAUCAAUUAUCAUUAUAAUUAUUUUCAAUAUCAUUGUGUGUUCUAAUAAUUGAAUUAUUCCAUGAAUGUUGUAACUAAACAAUGCUGUAGCUUUUAUAAUAAUAUUUUCUUUUCUACAGUUUUUACCAAAUGUUGUAGCUUUUAUAUUUUAUUUAUUACCUGGUUGCUUUCAAUCUCUUUUCAUUCUAAAUUUUCUCAAUUAGUGGAAUAUGUUUAAUUCUUUCUGAUUGUGUUCCAUUUAUCCUUCUUUGAAUUUGAUGUAAAUCAUGUAAUGAUGAUCGAUUAGGUUUUAUUUUAACUAUUUCUAAUGGUGCUUCUAAUUGAAUUAGAGGCUUUAAAUAUAUAUGAUUAUAUUCUAAUAUAUUUUUAUUCUUCUUUAUAUUCGUUUACUAUUUUUACUAAUUUAUCUAUUUUAUUGAAAAAUUUUGAUUAGUCAUUUUAGCAAUAAUAUAUUUAGAAGAUUUUGUAAUUAUUAUAUUAGAUAAAACUUGUUGAAAUAUAGUUUUGACGACUUUAAUAAUACUCGAUGCCUUAUUCAAAUUUAAAUGAUAUGCCUAACCCAGUUAUCAAACUUAAAUGGAUCCGGAGGUAUUUUACCCGAUGUUAAGAAGAAGAAUAAUCAUGUUGAAAAGACUCCUUCGGCUGAAUGCAGAAAGCCCAAGACACUGGUUGACAAUAAGAUUGUGCAGAAAAUGGGGGUUCGGUCCAAUUGGCCCGUUAAAUCCUAGAUUCUCGCGGGAAGUGAAAGAAUUCUGGGCCUCAAUCCAGCCCAAGUUUCAACCACAAGCGGUGUUAGUUAAGUUCGUUCAUCCUCGUCGAUUACUGCCGCCAACAAAGUUUAGUGUUUAAUGAGAGGUAGGGUUUUUGGGGAAGAGUUUUAGAAGAGAGACUAAAGACGAAGACAACUCGUCGUCCGCCCUUGAUGCCCUGUGAAAAGUGAGAAAACCAGACGCAAGCGAACAGCACAAGCUGCGAGGAGCCAUGGGAGGAUCUCGAGUUCAAGUCAACAAAGCUCACAAGACUCGCUUCGCUUCCAAAUCGACGCGCAACCUUCACAAAGUUUCUCUCAAAGAUAAGAAUAGAAUUGCGAAAUCGGACAAAAAUGUGGCAAAAGGAGGUCGAGCUGCUCGUCUUCAUCGCAACAAGAUGCUGCGGGAGCAGAAGCGAGCUGCUGUUUUGAAGGAGAAAAGGGCGGCAAGUGGAACAACAAGCCCUCCACGAGUUAUUUUGCUUUUUGGCUUAUCUGGCUCCGUGAAUGUGGAUUCACUUGCUGAAGAUCUUUCAAAUGUGUUAUCUCCUCAAAAUGCUGGCCGUUCAUCCGAAGUAAUAGCUUCACCAGAGUACAGAAUGAGAGCAACGGUGCAGAAAGCACCUCAUGGUGAUUUGUUAUCGUGCAUGGAAAUGGCAAAGGUUGCUGAUCUGAUUGCUUUUGUGGCAUCAGCAGACUCCUUCUGCGAAGAUGGUACUGCCGACUACAUGGAUUCCUUUGGGAAUCAGUGUUUGUCAGUAUUCAGGGCACUUGGUUUGCCUAGCACAGCAGUAUUGAUCCGUGGUCUUCCGGUGGAGCUAAAAGGGAGAAGUGAGGUAAAGAAGAUAUGCUCUUCCUGCCUUGCUGGUGAGUUUCCUGAGGAUUGCAAGUUCUAUCCUGCAGAUACUAAAGAUGAUUUGCACAAGUUCCUAUCGCUAUUUAAGGAGCAGAGGCUCACGGCACCUCAUUGGAGAAGUCAAAGACCUUAUCUUAUGUCUCAAAAGGUUGAUGUAGUUGCUGACAGCAGCAAUGUGCCCAAUUCUACCCUACUUCUGACAGGUUAUUUACGUGCUCGCAGCCUCUCCGUGAAUCAGCUGGUUCAUGUUUCUGGUGCUGGGGAUUUCCAACUACAGAAAAUUGAAAUUCUGAGGGAUGCUUGUCCUCUCAACUUAAGAAAAGAAGCGGAUGCAAUGGAUGCAGAUGACAUGCUUAAUGUGGAGGUUAUCCGUACUCUGGUUCCCGAUCCUUUGGCACAGGUGCCUUUGCUUGUCGAAAAUGUGCCCGAUCCACUCGCGGGAGAACAGACCUGGCCAACAGAAGCUGAAAUGGAGGAGGCUGAUAGAAACCAAAAACAAAAGGCCGUGAAAAAGAAAGUUCUUCCUCGAGGUACUUCAGAAUACCAGGCUGCAUGGAUUGUGGAUAGUUCAGAUGAAGAAGGUUCAGAUAGUUGCAGUGAUGUUGAUGAUGGCAUGAUACUGGAUGAAGGAGGUGGUCAUUUUACUGGUCCAGGGGACACUAAUGAUGAUGGCUUUGAAGAUGAUCGAGCUUCUCUGGAUCUUGAGGAAAUGGACGGUGAUACAGAAACUGCUUCUGUUAUGAUGGAAGGUGAAAACUUAACAAGGGAACAGGUAGAGGAAGAAAUCAGAAAAAUCAAAGAAGCCCAUGCUGAAGACGAGGAAUUUCCUGAUGAGGUGGAUACUCCAUUUGGUAUUCCUGCCAGGAAACGUUUCGCAAAGUACAGAGGUCUCAAAUCCUUCAGGACCUCAUCAUGGGACCCUAAAGAAUCUCUUCCUGCAGAUUAUGCCCGAAUUUUCGCAUUUGACAAUUUUCCAAAGACACAGAAACAUGUUCUUGCGAAGGCCUCAGAAAUGGAGCAGGCAGACUCCGAUGACUGUGUACAAGCUGGCCAGUAUGUAAGGCUUCACAUCAAGGAUGUACCUAUGCACAUUGCUCAUAAGUUAUAUGAAGUUGCAAAGGCAGCUCCUCUCAUAGCCAGUGGACUGUUGCAGCACGAGUCCAAGAUGUCUGUUCUGCAUUUUAGCAUAAAGAAGCAUGAUACAUAUGAUGCACCUAUUAAAUCCAAAGAGGAAUUACUGUUUCAUGUUGGUUUUCGGCAACUUGUUGCUAGGCCAAUUUUCUCUACUGAUAACAUUAAUUCAGAUAAACACAAGAUGGAGAGAUUCCUUCAUCCUGGUCACUUUGCCAUGGCAUCAAUUUACGCUCCAAUUUCUUUCCCUUCGCUACCCUUGAUUGCUCUGAAGAAGAUUGAAGGAGGUGGUGCACCAGCAGUUGCUGCUUUUGGAACCUUGAGAAGCAUUAACCCGGAUAGGAUAAUUUUGAAGAAGAUUAUAUUAACUGGCUAUCCGCAAAGAGUUUCAAAACGGAAGGCUACUGUAAGAUACAUGUUCCAUAACCCAGAAGAUGUGAGGUGGUUUAAGCCUGUGGAAGUUUUCUCAAAAUAUGGGCGUCGUGGUCGCGUCAGGGAACCUGUUGGCACACAUGGUGCCAUGAAGUGCUUGUUCGAUGGAGUCCUACAGCAGCAUGACACCGUAUGCAUGGGCUUGUACAAACGUGCGUACCCCAAGUGGCCAGAACACCGUUACCCUAUGGCCGAUGCUUGACCGUGGGGCACCCACAAAGCACAAGACGGAGCUACAUUUCUGUAGUUUCAGUCUGGGAAUGAAGCUCUGGUUCAGAUUUGGAAAUUUUCAGGUUUCUUGUUACCCCCUGGCGAAACAGGGGAAUCAAUCUUUCUGAGUGGCAAAGAUACAUGACUGUAACUUGGCCGCCGCUAGAUAAAUUAUGUCAUCCAUAUUCGUAUAUCGUUUGUUGUGUGGGUAAAAAACUUGUUCCUUAGCAUUGUCUUCUACUGAAGGAAGGCAUUAGAUUAGAUGGUAGGAAAUACUAGGGGUGAAGGAGAGUGAAAUCAAAUGCUGUAAAAUAUUUCCUCUUACAGCUUGUGCUGGUAAUAUUUUUAUUGAAUUCACUCAAUUUUGUCGAGAUGUUCCAUCUUGUUCAAUGUACCAUACUUCUAUUUGAUCCAUUUAUUUUGUGAACUGAUCUGUCAACAUUCUUGUGAGCAUUGAAUAUCAAGUUAUCAUGGAUUUGGAGAUCAGAUCGGCGGGACUAGUUGUACGAUAGCGAAUUAUAUGAUACAAUCUUUUCCACUUGGUCACCAAUUCAAUUGACUAUUUUCGGUAUGGUAUUGUGAAUAAAGUAGUGGAAUGAUAGUUGGUGCUUCGGUUGCAUGAGAAGUUAGAUUGUGUAGAUAAAGAACAUGAUCACCGGAAUUAUCAUGGUCGAUUCUCGAUCAAACCAAGAAGAUACAAGGCCAGUUAAAUCAUAGGUCAUUACCAAGUUCGUUCUUUGUGGAUGCGUUGACCAUCCUACCAGUUAGUUAAGAAUCAAGCGAUGAAUUUGUCAUGAAAUAAAGUUUAGGGACCAAUUUCCAUGAUCAAUCAAAUCCCAGCAUAAGCACCAAUUCAUUUGAACUAACCAACAAUUAACAGAAGAUAGUCCCUAGAGCAUUGCAUAGCUUCUAAGCCUACUGCCUGGAUAUGGGGACAAAAAAUAAAAUGAACUGAAAGCUGUUCCAUGAGCUCGCUUGUCGCACUCGAAGUCGGAGUGACUUUGUACAAUAUGCUCAAUUACAUGCCAUGCCUUCGACUAAUGUUUACGGUACAUCGACUCUUGUUGCCUUGGUUUCAAACACAGUGGAUCGCUGGAGGUGUAGAUUAGACUCUAGGCUUCUCCUGAAGGCAACUCGGGCAUCUUUGGGGACGAACCGAGCACUCGUUCCAUAUCAAAUCGGACUUCAAUGUUGCGGAUGCUGUAGCCAACCACCAUCAGCCAGUAGAGUAGCUUCCCCAGUUCAGCUGCACUGGUCUCUGUCGUGCUCGUCUGCAAGACACAUGUUUACGAUAAUGACAUAACUAUAGUGCCGAUGAAAAUCUAUAUGACAUGACCGAUUAACUUGAAUAGACAAGUAUAGACAAGGAGGAGACAAACGGUGAAAACUCUCGGCUGUUUUCGGGAGUAAUUUUCCUGUAUUAACAAAGUUUGAAGAAUCAA
Molecule: messenger RNA, 5434 nt
Organism: Linum trigynum
Lineage: Eukaryota; Viridiplantae; Streptophyta; Magnoliopsida; Malpighiales; Linaceae
Source: the annotation of a GenBank genome assembly